Molecule: messenger RNA, 711 nt
Organism: Canariomyces notabilis
Lineage: Eukaryota; Fungi; Ascomycota; Sordariomycetes; Sordariales; Chaetomiaceae
Product: TIM21-domain-containing protein
Exons: 3
Coding region: 1-711 (236 amino acids)
Biological process (GO): protein import into mitochondrial matrix
Cellular component (GO): TIM23 mitochondrial import inner membrane translocase complex
Source: RefSeq, a predicted model, not a curated record
AUGGUCUCGGGGCUUCGACUUCGUUCCACGUUACGAACCCUCAACAACGCACACCCGCUGCAGCUCGUGAUUUUCCCCUGCCACCACCACCACGAUUACCACAACCGUCGUCGCGGGUAUGCCACGACGCAGCAGGAAGCCAGACGGCGAGCCGUCACUCUGUUCAACGAUGACGGCAACGUUCCCUGGACGGAGCUAUCAGCCGGCGAGAAGACGGCGCGGGCGGCGCAACAGACGUUCAACUUUGGCAUGGUCAUUCUGGGCGUUGCGCUGACGGGUGGCGUUGGAUACGUGCUCUACUCCGAGGUUUUCUCGCCCGACAGCAAGACGACCUACUUCAACCGGGCGGUAGACCGGAUCCGCAAGGACCCCCGAUGCGUGGAGCUGCUGGGCGACGGCAAGAAGAUCACGGCGUUUGGCGAGGAGACGUACAACAAGUGGCGGCGGGCCAGGCCAAUUGCGUCGACGGUUACGAAGGAUGGGCAGGGAAAUGAGCACAUGAUGAUCAAUUUCAACGUCCAAGGUCCGAAAGGCGCAGGAAGGGUCAACAUGCACCUCAUCAAACGCGCUGGUGAGCACGAGUACCAAUACAAGUACUUUUUCGUCGAUGUCAGGGGCCAUCAGAGGAUAUACCUCGAGAAUGCCGAUGCGUCGCGCGCACAGUCGACAGAGAAAAAAGGCUUCAAGCUGUUUGGCGUCAAUUGGGGUUAA